UCUGAAAUCGUUUCUUUCUUCUCCAAAUCCACAAACAAAAGAAACGCGUUUUAAACGAUUUGAUUAUUUUAAAAUAUAAAAAAGAUCCGACGAUGGCUGGUUCGACCCGGAAAGAAAUGGAUCGGAUCAAAGGACCAUGGAGUCCUGAAGAAGACGAUCUGUUACAAACGCUGGUUCAAAAGCACGGACCAAGGAACUGGUCUCUGAUAAGCAAAUCAAUCCCUGGGCGUUCCGGUAAAUCUUGCCGUCUCCGGUGGUGUAAUCAGCUAUCUCCGGAGGUUGAACACCGUGGAUUCACGGCGGAGGAAGACGAUACGAUUAUACUAGCGCACGCUCGGUUCGGUAACAAGUGGGCUACGAUUGCACGGCUUCUCAAUGGUCGCACCGAUAACGCUAUUAAGAAUCAUUGGAACUCAACGCUGAAGCGGAAAUGUAGCGGCGGCGGCGGUGGCGGAGGAGAGGAAGGGCAGAGUUGUGAUUUCGGUGGUAAUGGAGGGUAUGAUGGUAAUUUAACAGAUGAAAAGCCGUUAAAACGGACGGCGAGUGGAGGAGGUGGAGGAAUUGUGUUGACGGCGCUAAGUCCAACGGGAUCUGACGUCAGCGAGCAAUCGCAAUCUAGUGGAUUUGUUUUGCCGGUUUCUUCUUCUUCUCAUGUUAUUAAACCGACGGCGAGAGCUGGUGGAGUGGUGAUUGAGUCAUCGUCGUCGGAGGAGAAGAAAGAUCCGAUGACUUGUUUGAGUUUGUCUUUGCCUUGGGUCAACGAGUCAACUCCGGUGGAGUUGUUUCCGGUGAAGAGAGAGGUAGAGGAGAAGGAAAGAGAGAUUUCUGGAUUUGGUGGAGAUUUUAUGACGGUGGUGCAUGAGAUGAUUAAGACGGAGGUUAGGAAUUAUAUGGCGGAUUUACAGCGAGGGAACGGCGGAGGAACUGGCGGCGGAGGAGGAGGUAGUUCGUGUAUGGUGCAAGGAACUAAUGGUCGUAAUGUAGGGUUUAGAGAGUUUAUUGGAAUAGGUAAGAUCGAGUAGUGAGAAAGAAGAGAUGAAUCAAAUCGUUUUUCAGUCGAAAAUGCGCGAAGAAUUGUGUAGCAAAUGCAGAGAAAGAGGGCUAAUUUCAUGAUUUGAGAUUGAAUUCAUUCGAAUAAAACUGAAUAAAUGUAUUGAUUUUGAUCA
Arabidopsis lyrata subsp. lyrata is the source of this 1166-nucleotide messenger RNA. RefSeq names its product transcription factor MYB44. The transcript has a single exon. Gene Ontology annotation, molecular function: RNA polymerase II cis-regulatory region sequence-specific DNA binding; DNA-binding transcription factor activity, RNA polymerase II-specific. Bases 93 to 1022 code for a protein of 309 amino acids. Lineage: Eukaryota; Viridiplantae; Streptophyta; Magnoliopsida; Brassicales; Brassicaceae. Gene Ontology annotation, biological process: regulation of DNA-templated transcription. Gene Ontology annotation, cellular component: nucleus. The record is from RefSeq and is a predicted model, not a curated record.